Bombyx mori (domestic silkworm) is the source of this 7124-nucleotide messenger RNA. Its product is annotated as multidrug resistance protein homolog 49. Bases 193 to 4182 code for a protein of 1329 amino acids. The transcript has 24 exons. The record is from RefSeq and is a predicted model, not a curated record. Gene Ontology annotation, molecular function: ATP binding; ABC-type oligopeptide transporter activity; ATP hydrolysis activity. Gene Ontology annotation, biological process: transmembrane transport. Lineage: Eukaryota; Metazoa; Arthropoda; Insecta; Lepidoptera; Bombycidae. Gene Ontology annotation, cellular component: membrane.
GCAAAGGGCUGACCUCUGUACAUCAGCUUGUGUAAUUUUCCCGCGCUCACUCGCUCAGUAUUGCGGGAACGAAUUCAAAAUACAAUACUUACAUAUGACGAACGUAUUAUUUGAUUUUUUUUGUGCAUCGAUCGAUUUAAGGAGCAUUUUGGACAGCAAUAUUUACAAGAUUUCCGAUCGGUUAGCCUGAGAAUGAAACGCGAUGAGUCCUCAAAGAGCGUAACCAACUUCCAGCAGCGACGUCUCAGCGAGCAGCGGCCGGCGUUCACGUACGGCUGGCGAUCCAACUCGCUUACCAUCCAAACACUAGCUCAGCAUUCCGCUUAUCUAGCUGAGAAAGCGCUCAACAAGCAGGCUGAAGAAGAGUUAUUACAAAGCACACCGGUUUCGUGGUUACGAUUAUAUAGAUACGCAAAAUUAUGGGAGAUCUUGCUACUCAUCACGGGUGUGAUCCUGGCCAGCUUGAAUGGGUUGUUCGUGCCAAUAGGAGUUAUCAUAUAUGGAGAGUUUACGUCGCUACUGAUCGACAGAACUGUGAUGGUCGGCACCUCCGGGAAGACUCUAACCAUUGCGAUGUUCGGUGGUGGACGAAUAUUGACGAACGCCAGCCGAGAAGAGAAUAGGUUGGCAUUAAUCGAAGACUCGCAAGCGUUCGGUGUUGGAUGCACGGUGUUCUCCAUAGCUCAGUUCAUAAUUGGUGCCAUAAGUGUGGACCUAUUCAACGUUACAGCGUUGAGACAGAUUGAAAGGGUAAAAACGCAUUUCCUACAAGCGGUCCUCCGACAGGACCUGACCUGGUACGACUUGAACACCUCAAUGAAUUUCGCCACCAAGGUCUCUGAUGACUUGGAGAAGUUUCGCGAGGGUAUAGGUGAGAAAGUCCCCAUGCUCAUCUAUCUGGUGAUGUCCUUUGUGACCGCUGUCAUUAUCUCGUUCGUGUAUGGCUGGGAGCUCACGCUGGUCAUUCUGUCUUGUACCCCGGUGGUGAUCGCAACAACCGCUAUAGUUGCAAAGGUGCAGUCAUCGCUGACGACGCAAGAGCUGAAAGCCUAUAGUGUGGCUGGUAUCGUGGCUGAAGAGGUUCUGUCUUCAAUCAGAACUGUCGUUGCUUUCGGAGGCGAAGAGAAAGAAAUUAAAAGGUACAGCGUCCGCUUGGAGCCGGCGAACAAGAUGGGGACACGUAAAGGAAUAUUUUCGGGCUUCGGAAGCGGGGUCAUGUGGCUCAUUAUAUACGGGACAUACGCGCUGUCCUUCUGGUACGGAGUCGGCCUCAUCCUGAAGUCUCGCCACCAGGAAACGCCUGUGUACACUCCAGCUGUGUUGAUGAUUAUUUUCUUCAGUGUACUCCAAGGGGCUCAGAACGUUGGUCUUACCGCUCCUCAUUUAGAGGCCAUAGCGAACGCGCGAGCUUCUGCGGCCUCCGUCUAUGCCGUCAUCGAUAGGAAACCGACUAUUGACAGUCUCUCCACGGAAGGCGCCAAACCAGAGUUCAAGGGAGACCUGGAACUGGAAGACGUGGUCUUUAGAUAUCCGGCGAGAGCGGAUGUGCAGGUUCUCAAUGGAUUAAAUCUGAAAAUAAACGAGAACGAAACGAUAGCGCUGGUGGGUCCGAGCGGCUGCGGUAAGUCCACGGUCCUGCAGCUCUUACAGAGGAUGUACGACCCCGACCAGGGCUCCGUGAGGGCCAGCGGCCAUGACUUGCGGACCAUGAACGUGAGGCACCUCAGAAAUCACAUCGCUGUCGUCGGCCAAGAACCAGUGCUGUUCGCGGGGACCAUCAAAGAGAAUAUCCGAAUGAGCAAUCCAUCUUGCACUGAUGAUGAGGUCAUCGUAGCCGCUAAACAAGCUUACUGCCAUGAUUUCAUAAGGAAAUUGCCGGAUGGCUACGACACGCCCAUAGGCGAGCGCGGCGCCCAGCUCUCCGGCGGACAGAAGCAGCGCAUCGCCAUAGCUCGCGCGCUGGUGCGGCGCCCCAAGCUGCUGCUGCUGGACGAGGCCACGUCGGCGCUGGACUCGCACAGCGAGGCCAAGGUGCAGCGCGCGCUGGACGCCGCCGCGCACGGACGCACCACCGUCAUGGUCUCGCACAGAUUGGUGACCGUACUGAACGCGUCUCGCAUAGUCUUCAUAGACAAGGGAGAAGUAAUCGAGGAAGGCACUCACGAGGAGUUGAUGUCGCUGCGCGGUCGGUACUACCAGCUGGUGCUGGAGAAUGAGCCCAGUAUGGCGCCAGGGGCCGCCUCAAGCAACGACAUGCAGAAACAUGCGAGAAUCCGGAAGCCCAAACUACAAAAAUUGGCUUCCGUCGACUCGAUCAAGAGCAAUUUUACCCAAGACGACUCCGGCUCGGAGGACAGUGUGAUGCUGGAUGAGCCCAAAGAGGAGGAGAUCAAACCGACGACUUGGGACAUAAUGAAACUGUGCGAGCCGGAGAAGUGGCUGAUGAUCGUCGGUGUCCUAGCCGCCUUCUCUGUAGGCUCCUCCUUCCCGAUGUUCGCGAUCUUGUUCGGCGAAACUUACGGGUUAUUGGAGAAUCGUAACGACGAGUGGGUCCGGGGCGAGACCAACAUGAUAGCGGUCCUGUUCAUAUUGGUGGGCGUCUUAACCGGAGUGGGGAUAUUCUUCCAAAUUUACAUCUUCAAUUUAACUGGAGUCAGGCUGACGGCUAGGCUAAGGGUGGCGGUAUUCCGUAAGAUGUUAGCUCAGGAGAUCGGCUGGUUCGACGAUCCAAAGAACGGAGUCGGAGCGCUCUGCGCCAGGCUAGCCGCUGAUGCUGCAGCAGUACAAGGCGCAACUGGCACACGGAUAGGCGCAUUAAUGCAAGCCACAGCUACAAUCGUGAUAGGGAUCGCCCUCUCGCUGUACUACACGUGGCAGAUGACGCUAGUGUCCUUGGUCUCAGUCCCUAUGGUCAUUGGAGCGGUCGUGCUGGAAGGGCGGGUGCUGUCUGAAGGAAUAGCCGAGGUCAGGGAGGCCUCCGACCGUGCUACAACCAUAGCCACGGAGGCCAUCACGAACAUCAGGACGGUCUCUGCUUUCUGCGGCGAGGAGGGGGCGCUGCGGCGGUACGAGGAGGCGGGGGGCGCGGCGCAACGCACUGCGCGGCGCUCGCUGCGGUGGCGCGGCGCCGUGUUCUCGUUCGGGCAGACGGCGCCCGUGGCCGGGUACGCACUGGCGCUCUGGUACGGCGGCGUGCUCGUCGCCAACCGGGAGCUGCACUACAAGUCCGUCAUCAAGGUAUCGGAGGCGCUAGUGUUCGGCGCGUGGAUGAUGGGGCAGGCGCUCGCGUUCGCCCCGAACUUCGGCGCGGCGAUGAGCGCGGCCGGCCGCGUCAUGACGCUGCUGCAGCGGCGGGCGCUCGUCGAGGACACGCACGCGCCCGCCCUGCACGAAAACUACGUGGCAGAAGGCAAGAUCCAGUACAAGAACAUAAAGUUCCGGUACCCGACGCGGCGCGAGGUGGAGGUGCUGGCCGGCCUGAGCCUCGCGAUCCCGCGCGGGGUGCGCGCCGCGCUCGUGGGGCCCAGCGGCUGCGGCAAGUCCACGCUCAUACAGCUGCUGCAGCGGCUCUACGACCCGGACGACGGGAACGUAUACCUGGACGACUACAGCAUUACAUCGGACAUGCGCUUGUCGACGCUGCGGCGGAACCUGGGCAUAGUCUCCCAGGAGCCGGUGCUAUUCGACCGGACCAUCGCCGACAACAUCGCGUACGGCGACAACACCAGAGACGUGCCCAUCGAGGAAAUUGUCAAAGCGGCUAAAGAGGCGAACGUUCAUACCUUUAUAUCCGCUCUGCCGAAUGGCUACGACACGCGACUGGGGGCUCGCGCGUCGCAGCUGUCGGGGGGACAGAAGCAGCGCAUCGCCAUCGCGCGAGCGCUCGUGCGGAACCCGCGCGUGUUACUGCUCGACGAGGCGACAUCAGCACUCGACACUCACAGCGAAAAGGUGGUCCAAGAAGCACUGGACAAGGCCAGCGAAGGCCGCACGUGCCUCAUCAUAGCUCACCGUCUGUCGACGAUACAGAACGCGGAUAUUAUCUGCGUCAUCGAUAAAGGGGUGGUCGCCGAAACCGGGACGCAUCGCGAACUGAUCAAGAGAAAGGGAAUUUACGCCAAGCUGUACGAGCUGCAGUGCGGCUUCGUCGAGGAAAGCGAAGAGAAUCUGCAUAACGAAUAGAGGGGAAUGAAUUAAACAUUGGGAACUACGUAACGAACAAUGUAGGGUAGUCGAAAAAUUUUUGUUAACCAAAAAAGAAUAAUUCGCGAAGUAAUUCUCGAAUAGUAUAGAUAAAUAGAGGGGAAUGAAUGAAACAUUGGAAACUACGUAACGAACAAUGUAGGGUAGUUGAAAUUUUUUUGCUAACCAAAAAGAAUCAUUCGCGAAGUAAUUCUCGAGUACUAUAGAUAAAUAGACGGAAUGAAUGAAACAUUGGGAACUACGUAACGAACAAUGUAGGGUAGUUGGAAAUUUUUUUGUUAACCAAAAAGAAUCAUUCGCGAAGUAAUUCUCGAAUACUAUAAAUAGAUAAAUUUUUUAUACGGAUAAUAAACGUUGCAGACAAAAUAAUAUGCAUUUAGCAUAUCAAUAAAUGAAUAUCCGCAAUUACUUUCGGCUAUUAGUGAAAUUAUAUAAUUAAAAUAUACUAACUUAAAUAAAUAAAUAUAGAUCGAAUUAUAACCCCUAAUAGUUAUUAUAAAAUGUUUGAUUCUAAGCUGAAGGUAGUUCUCAAUUUUUUUACGAAGACUUGGUAGCACAGCUGUCUUCUCAAACUAAUGUAUAAUAUAACAAAUUCGAAUGAAAAACUUUGUUUACUAUUCUACGCAAUGUAACGCAAUAAGAAUCAGCUGAUGUGCGGGUUCAAUGAUCUCGUGUGAUCCGGGGAGUACCUGCGUAUCUUGCAAGUUCACGAAAUAUGAACUAGAUCAAACAAUACAUAUUGAGCUUAGUUUAGUAUUGUUUUUCGUUUAUUUUUAAAUCUAUCGAUGUAUGCACGGUUUUGUGAACUUUUAUUGCGUUAGUUAUGUAGACAUUGUGAGCUCGCACGGGUAGGCACCAUCAUCCUGCCUGUUUUUACCGAGAAGCUGUAAUGCGUUCCAAUUUGAAGGAUGGGACAGUCGCUAUUAAGACUUGAGCCUCAUGUCUCAAGGCUGGUGGGGGCGCACACGUUGUAGUGGGGUGAUAUCGGUUAUAAUUACCAUAGCGCCCUCUAGUAAGCGCGCGGUCAAAAUGGAAUAGGUAAAAAUGUAAAAGAUUAUUUGAAAGUGUUGAGGAGCUUAGAUCCAGUGUGCUUAGUGCGAGUUUUUUAACGUUCUCGAUAGCGUAAAAGUUAACUCAAAUUUGUAUGGAGUGGGAACGUUUGCCUACGCUUACCGUUAGGGGCGCUGUUCCAACUGCAUACAAACUUGAGUUAUCCUUUACGCUAUCAUGGACGUUAAAAAACUAGCACUAAGCACACUGUACCAUGGAUAAAGUCGCCUCUUCCGUACACUUUAGACCGUAAUGUGGGAAUAUGGUUCGUUAGUAAAACGCAUGGAGGUGUGCCCAACCACGCGUGCUUACAAUGCACUCCACUCCACCUCAAGUUAAAUAGGGUUGCGGGAAUACUUCGAAAAGAGUUGCCUUAUGCUCUGUAUAGAUGGUGCUGUUAUCAGUUUUUAAGUAUUGGUGAAGAAAGCGAGAUUUAAGCAGAUAGAUUGCAACGUGAAGGUGUGAUUUUUAUUUAUUACAAAUAGCAUUUUACCUUGCUCUACCUAUUUAAAGAAAUGUUAGUCAAUAUCUAUUUAUAUGUACGUAAGAAGAAUGAGGCACUAACAAUUAUUUUUUGCAAAAAUUGCCUUUUUGCAGAUGAUAUGUGUAUAGUUUUUUUUUUUGGUUUGUGAAGUUGAAUCCUAAACUAUAAUUUUUAGAUCAAUAAUUUAAAUCUCGAAAAAAGUCACUUAUAUAUUUUGCAAAUAUGUAUAAUACAUACAAUGUUAAUAUUCAUUAGAACCAAUUUUCUAUGUAUAAUUUGAUAAGAUGAAAUCCAAGCUAUGUGACAUCAAUUUCGGCAAGACGUCUUGAUGUUAAAACCAGUUUCACAAAUAAGUUAUUAACCGAUAAAUGUAACAGUUUAUUGAUGCAACGAAAUUAAUUAAAAAACUAUUGUUAAUUAAUUAGUCGUUAACUUAUGUAAUACAUUAGUAAACCAUACAUUCCCGGUACCUCUCCUAUACAUUCCCUAGAAAAGACCUGUUAGAAAACAUAUUAACAUAAAUAUUAUAACCUAACCUUUUCUGAUGCUAAUCCCGUAUAAUGCAUAAACUUUUAAUUGUUAUAAAUACUUUUUAAUUAAAUAUUAAUAUAAAUAAAUAUAAAUAUUUACUAACAAUCACGCCACGUUAACUGGUCCCGUGCUAAGUUCGUAAAGAAGUUGUGUUACAGGUACCAGAUAACGGAUAUAAAUGUAAUGUUUUUAUUAUACACAUACAUAUAUUUAAUAUACAUCCAUAACCCUGGAAAAGACAUUUAUAUUUAUCAUACAAAUAUCUUCCCUUGGCGGAAUUCGAACCCGCGACCCCCUUGUGUAGUGACCAUGUCACUUACCACUACACCAGACGGCCGUUUAAUUUGUUGUCUCGUCUUUGUCGUUUAUUGUCUCGAAUCCCGAUUCUUUUUUAUAAAUUUUAGAUUUAGAUUAUCAAGUGUGCUGGAUUGAGCAUUAGCCUAGUAAAUGCCCUGUCAAAUUAUAAUAAAACUUUCGAUACCAUGUGGUAGUGUCGGAGAGGAACAUAGUAUCUCAGCCGGUAACAUCCAAAAUCGUGCUAGAAAGUGGUCGAGUUAUUUUCUCCACUGUUCACCCGAGGUGCUUAAGAGAGCACUAAAAUAUCGGAGAGUGUAAAUCUGUACAAGUGAAAAACGUGUUUAAAAAAUUUGAUAUAUAACCUCGAAUGUAUAAUAGAAUUUGCUUCGUAAUUUUUUUUAUUGUAAUAAUUAUAUUGUGUUCUAAUUAUAUUUAUAGAUGCUCUAAUUUAGGAAUAAUGUACUAAAAAAAUUUAAAACAGGUGUUGUUAAUUAAUUAUAAGACACUUUAAACUGGUAUUUUUUAAAUGAUAAUUAAUUAAAUAAAUAGCUUGUGUGAA